UGUUUUGUAUUGUCAGAUGAUAUAUUAGAAAUAUGCAGGAUUCAUACCUGGGCAAUAUCUCACCUGUUGUAUACUUGUAAACUUUAACAUUUCGUCGCAUGACUGAAUCCACUGAACUGAUAAGACACGUUGCCAAUUAUUUGAAUUCCUAUUUGGAAAGAAAGAAAGAAACUGAGGAAGAGGAAAAGGGUCGCGUUGCAUAAUCUGCUGGGACCAGGCUCCGUGAUGUCCUACAAGGUGAAUGCUGUGGUUGGACUGUGUGUAUUGAUGACACCGUGUAUUGCGUUCAUCGUGCCUCAGCCGACUGCAUUGGAUCUGAUGAAGCUGCUGGGACCACAGGCACCGUUCGGGCAGCCGGCCUCGGUCGGUCAAGGCCUCGGAAGUAAUGUAUUCGGCCAGAAGUCCAACUGUUUGUUUCGCGGCUGUAUCAACGGCAAAUGCAUUCCCGUCUACGGCUUCACCGGCAACUACGUGUGUCAGUGUCCCCCGGGCCAUUCCCUUCACCCCACCGACAAGCUGAUGUGUGUUCCCACCGAUGCAUCCACGUUUGGAAGGCGUCAAUCGCUGUUCAGGAUCCUGUCGCUGUUACAAUGGUUACGGUCCAUGCAGUCAAUGCGACAACCGUCACCGACACAGGGUCAACCCCAGAACGAGGCCUUGUUUGAUGCUUAGGCCGCCUUCCAUGAUGAACAAGCAGCCGUGUUCAGUGACCAGGAAGCAGCGUGCGCUGCUAAGUGGGAUCACAUCUUAAACCACAUAGAUUCUGAUAUUACAGACUGAAUCUAAACUGCUCAUCUGGGGUGUUAAACGCAUAUCUGUUAAAUGUUCCCGUCAGCGUUACAUUCACUGACUCUCAAUAUUUAUGACAAAGAUAUUCUGUUCACAAAAUUGCUGGAAUUGUUUUUGUCAAAACACAUCAUUCACUGGACAUAUGGAUAUUCGGACAAUUACUAGAGAGAAAAAUGCUAUACAGUAAACUACGGUCAUAACGAACACGCUUAUAACGAACUUACUUGUUAGACCCGGCCAUGUGUUGCAUAUAUGCUGUAUAUAUGCUUAUAACAAACUACGAUUAUUACAAACGAAAAUGGGUGGUCCCUUUGAGGUCGUUAUAACCGUAGUUUACUGUAUUUUGAUUUUUUAAAACAAGAUGACAAGGUCAAAAGAAUCACAAUUGAAAGGACUGUUGUUAAAUUUGAUUCUGUAAUCUGUGGCUCUACACAUUUUGUGUAAAUAUAACUUGGUUAAAUGAAGAUUGGAUCAAUAAAUGAAUUUACAAUCAAAUAACCCCUAUCAUGUUUGAAAUGUGUGCCAAAACAAAUAUAUAUUGAAUUUCAAAGAUAAGAUGUCUAAGAUACCCAUCAACAAUUGUGUUUUAUGCGAAAUUUUACAAUCUGUUGAAUACAUUGUUGUCUGUACCUUCCUAGCCUGUCUCAAAGUCCCUAAACCAUAUUCUUCCAUUCCACUCAGCCCUAACUGUAAUGCUAUAGCCCCAAAUGAAGCAAGUCCAGAUUUUCCACAGGUCUAUCUCUCAGUCCAUGAGCCAUAUUAUUUACCAUUCCACCCAGCCCUUACUGUAAUGCUAUAGCCCCAAAUGAAGCAAGUCCAGAUUUACCACAGGUCUAUCUCUCAGUCCAUGAGCCAUAUUAUUUUCCAUUCCGCCCAGCCGUUACUGUAAUGCUAUAGCCCCAAAUGAAGCAAGUCCAGAUUUUCCACAGGUCUAUCUCUCAGUCCAUGAGCCAUAUUAUUUUCCAUUCCGCCCAGCCCUAACUGUAAUGCUAUAGCCCCAAAUGAAGCAAGUCCAGAUUUUCCACAGGUCUGUCUCUCAGUCCAUGAGCCAUAUUAUUUUCCUUUCCACCCAGCCCUAACUGUAAUGAUAUAACCCUAACGUCAGCAAGCCAAGGGGUUUUCCACGGGCUCUGAAUCUCCUAUCUCACUGGGGCUCCUUUUCAAUUAAAAUUGAGUUUCUAUCAAAAUUAUAUAUUUUCAGAGGCUAUGCAUUAGCCUAUAACUCUCAACCAAGUAAUUAGUUAUGCAACCAAUAGUCAUUUUACAUAUUUAAUUAUCUUCCAUAUCAUAAUAUUUUCGAAACUUUAACCAAUAUUUCCAUAACAAAACACAAAAAAAUAAACAAUCCCUAUACUGA
This is a messenger RNA of Haliotis rufescens (red abalone), 2146 nucleotides long. RefSeq lists its product as uncharacterized. Lineage: Eukaryota; Metazoa; Mollusca; Gastropoda; Lepetellida; Haliotidae. Bases 226 to 672 code for a protein of 148 amino acids. The transcript has 3 exons. The record is from RefSeq and is a predicted model, not a curated record.